UAUUAUUGCCCCCCUUUACCACUUCAAACAAUAAAUUAAACUUCAUACCACUCAAUACAACACAAACCCUAAAACACAUAUAUAGAGUAUGGCAUCCAAAAUAAUCUUUUGCCACUACUUGAUGAGCAUAUUGAUAGUGAUAUUGGGAACAAUCAUCCUGACUUAUUGUCCGGUUUCCUCUCGACCUUUUGUACGCCGCGAUGCAGAUAACUCGACGUCGUCCCUGCGAGCCAUCUUCCGUGACUGGAUGACUCUUCAUGGAAAGAGUUACCCACUCGCAAGUGACGAAUAUGAAAUGCGUUUUCAGAUAUUCAAAGAAAACGUGAACUACAUUGAGGCUUUCAACGCCAAACCCGGCCAGAGUUACAAGCUCGGGAUUAACCAGUUUACAGACUUGACUAGGGACGAGUUUAGUGUCACUUAUGCAAGUGGUUUGAAAAGCGUGAAUAUACCGAAGCCAAAACGGUUUUCCGCUUCAGCCUCGAAGGAACGGUUUUCUGCUUCAGCCUCGAAAGAGAGUCCUCCAGACCGCGUAAGCUGGAUAGCCAACGGUGCCACAACAAAAGUCAAGAACCAAGGCCGAUGCGGUAGUUGCUGGACAUUUUCGGCGGUGGCAGCGGUGGAGGGUCUGAAGUAUAUAAAAACCGGCAAUCUGUCCUCCCUCUCGGAGCAAGAGCUUCUGGAGUGUGCCGUCCCCCGCAACGUAGACCCCUGCACCGGCUACACCCUGGAUGGUGCAUACCACGCCAUCAUGCAGGCCGGCCUGGCCACGGAGGAAGACUACCCCUACACCGCAACCAGAGGAGCCUGCAGCUUAAACCACCACCCGGUUGCGGCCACGAUUGCGGGUUACGACUCCCUUUUCCCCGGAAGCAACGAGGCCGAGCUCUUGGAACUGGUGGCGGAGCAGCCGGUGUCCGUGGGCAUCAACGCCGCUUCAGAAGGCUUCCAGCACUACGUUAACGGAGUGUUCGAUGGGGAAUGUGACCAGGACAGCCUGAACCACGCCGUGACGAUAGUCGGGUACGGACCAGCCCGCGAGGCCGGCAUAGAUUAUUGGACGAUUAAGAACUCUUGGGGCGUUGGUUGGGGCAGGUCGGGGUAUAUGAGGAUUCAAAGGGGUCGGAGUGGCCCCAAAGGGCAUUGCGGCAUUGCUGUCGAUGCUUACUAUCCAAUCUGGUCCAACUAGCCGCUUGUCCACCAUCUCUUCUUUACCUCUAAACAUCUACUACCUCCGUCCCACUCUCUUUGUCCACUUUUGACUUUUGGAAUUGUUCAUCUAAACACUUUGACUCAUCAAAUUCUCUCAAUGUGUAAGCCUAAAUAUAGUCAUGUGUGAUCU
This is a messenger RNA of Cuscuta campestris, 1342 nucleotides long. The record is from the annotation of a GenBank genome assembly. Lineage: Eukaryota; Viridiplantae; Streptophyta; Magnoliopsida; Solanales; Convolvulaceae.